AAACAAAACAGACGCCUGAAUUAAAAUUUUUGCGAACUCGUGUACUAACUUUUUUCUUUUGCAAGAUGAGGGUAAAAUCUUUUUGAAAGUUGUAUACUUGUCUUGUAAUAUGCAUGCUAUAGUUUUGUAAAACAUUUAAUAAUGCAAGGUGAAAAUUUGGCUGCUCCUCCAAGUAAUAAUGGAAGUUCACAUACAAACAUCAGCGCUCCUUUGCCUUCUGAUAUCAAUCCCACUGAAAGCAAUAUGUCCAUGAAUACUGAUCAAGAUUCCAAUAUGGUUGAGGGAGAUUAUCCACAGAAAAGAAGAGGUGGCUGGCCUAAAGGUCGAAAAAGAAGGCGCGGACCAAGAGAUAUGAAUGCUCCUAAGCAGCCGCUUACUGGUUAUGUUCGCUAUUUGAAUGAAAAUAGAGAAAAAGUGAGAGGUGAAAACCCUGGAGCCAGUUUUUCAGAAGUAACCAAAAUUCUUGCUUGUGAAUGGAGCAAGCUUCAGUCUCAAGAAAAGCAGAAAUAUUUAGAAGAAGCUGAAAAAGAUAAGGAACGGUACAUGAAAGAGUUAGAGCAGUACCAGCAAACAGAAGCGUACAAAAUAUUUAAAAAACAACAAGAAAAAAAACGAAAAGAAUAUGAAGAUGGAGAUGGAUCAUACUACACAUCUUCAGCAGUUGAUCAAAUGCAUGAAUCUCAUCACGAUGGUGAAGCACCUGGGUUUGACAUCCCUAUUUUCACUGAGGAGUUUUUGGAUCACAAUAAAGCACGAGAAGCCGAACUACGUCAACUCAGAAAGUCAAAUACUGAGUAUGAAGAACAGAAUGCAAUCCUAACAAAACAUAUUGAAAAUAUGAAAUCAGCUGUGGAGAAGCUUGAAGUGGAGAAUUCUCAGCAGCGUAGCAAUAAUAUUGCAAUGCAGCAGCAUUUGGAAGCUUUGCGCAACAUGUUAUUAGAUAAUUUUUCCGAUUUUCCUUUGCCAAUUACCAAUGAAGUUCCUACGCCUGAAUCAAUCGACAGCUACAUGGCUCAACUUCACAGCAUACUUGAAAAUCCAGCUGAAAAUGAAACUUUGAUAACUAAAGCGAGAGAAAUCCUAAGCAAAUUAGAUUAUCCAUAAGUUGAAAGGAACAUCCAGCUAUACAUUUCAGCUAUCAUCUUAUCUCUGUUUAUUUGAAUUUAUUUGAAGGCAGCCCUGCCGGCAAACUGCCACAUAGGAUGCAUUCCCCUGUGAUCUACCCCUCUCUUUUUGUAAGGCAGUUUUGGUUUUGAGUGAAAUUAUUAUAACUGCUACACACAAGGAUAUUUUUCAUAAUUCAUUUUGUCUAUCAUUGGUCAAGUACAAUCAUGCUUUUGUAACAACUGUAUUUAUUCAUUUGAGGGGGGUAUUUAACUAUUAAAUUUUACCACUCCUUUUUAUGUGUACAAUAUUUUUACAUAGGUAGUUCGAAAGCCUGACUGUAAAAACAACCCAAGUUUUAAUUUAUUUUUUCAAAAAGCUGGUGUCUAACGGAAGCCAUUCAUUUUAUAAAACUGCCCAUUGCAAACAUAUUUCAGUCACACAAAAAGAAAACACAGAGGCUGAAAUUUUGAACGAGCCCUUUUCAAAAUGACCAAUUUAGAUAUGCUUUCCUACCUGUUCAUGAUAUAUAAAGAUGCGCCAUCUUUACAUUAAUGACAUGUUACUUUGCAUAAAAUGUAUGUGUAGCGCAAUAUAAAUGUAUAUUAUGUCUUUGCUAAAUACUACCUUAAUUUGUUUAGCAUCCUGAAAUGUGAUUGCUAUUGCAUAUUGUGCAUUAAAGUAGAUAUGGCAUUUAUAAUUAACAAACCCAAUGCUUUUUUUGUACCUGUAUGUG
Uloborus diversus is the source of this 1840-nucleotide messenger RNA. RefSeq names its product high mobility group protein 20A-like (gene Hmg-2). The record is from RefSeq and is a predicted model, not a curated record. The transcript is spliced from 9 exons. The coding region runs from base 142 to 1104 and encodes 320 amino acids. Gene Ontology annotation, biological process: regulation of gene expression. NCBI's taxonomy places the organism in Eukaryota, Metazoa, Arthropoda, Arachnida, Araneae, Uloboridae. Gene Ontology annotation, cellular component: nucleus.